AUGCUAAAGUUUGAGACGAAUUUAACGGCCUCCACCUUCAACAGGAUAUUUUCAAUUACAACACCACUCUCCGAAUGCCUUCAAACUUGUGGCUUAGAUCUUCUUCAAGCAUGGAGAAUGGUUCAAUCUGCUAUUGGAAAAUUUGAAAUGAUCAGCAGAGAGUUUCCAACCGUCCUGAAUAUCACCACACAGUUCGCAAAGAAAGCCAAGAGCAAACGGGCUUCCUUUGAUACCGAUGUUGGAGUAGAAGAAAGUCUACCAUCCAAAGCGACGAAAAGAAUUCCAAAAAGGAAACUACAUUUCGGUGAAAAGGAUGACACUGACAAUAGGGCGAUGGAUGCUCAUGAGGACUAUCAAGUGCAGUGA
This is a messenger RNA of Paramuricea clavata, 366 nucleotides long. The record is from the annotation of a GenBank genome assembly. Lineage: Eukaryota; Metazoa; Cnidaria; Anthozoa; Malacalcyonacea; Plexauridae.